CAGUUUUUGUGUAGUAGAGAUAUUUCAUGAUCACUCUCUCCCUCAUACUUUUUCUAGAGAGAGAAACAGAAGUCGGCAAAUGUGAGCUCAAGUCCAUCAAAAUCCGGUGUUAGUUUCGUAUUUUAGGUUCUAUUUCUUCGAGUUUGAGAAAUUCGGGUGUGGUGUUUGGCGGAUUUUUGUUUUUUAUUUUUAUUUUGGUAAGAAAUGCAGGAUAUACAUUCGAUUGGGAGUGGUGGAGGAGGAGGUAGGUUGUUCGGCGGCGGCGGUGGGGAUAGACGGUUGCGACCGCACCACCACCACCAAGGUCACGGACCACAGGCUUUGAAAUGUCCGCGUUGCGAGUCGUUGAACACGAAAUUCUGUUACUACAACAACUACAAUCUCUCUCAGCCACGUCAUUUCUGUAAGAGCUGCCGGCGAUACUGGACCAAAGGUGGUGUACUCCGUAACGUCCCCGUCGGCGGUGGAUGCCGUAAAACUAAGAGGUCGAAGCCAAAGUCCAGUAACAAUAACCCUUCCUCCGAUGCUACUGUACGGAAAUCGUCUCAUUCACAAAAUUCCAGCAGUGACAGCUCUAGCCUCACAGCGAACACUACGACGGCAAAAACAAAGGUGAAGACAACCCCAAUCGCACCGGCCGCCGCCGCAGAGGUGUUGUCAGGUAUUAAAUCAACAAACUCUGCACCGACGUUGCUUAAUUUUCAGGAAUCCUCCUCAGGAUUUCUCAAUAUCACUCAGUCGUCUGCUCCGAACCCUAGCUUCGAUCCACAGCUACUGAACCACUCAUCAGCCGAAAACAACAUAUUCCCAGAGAUUGGGACAUUUACAAGCUUGAUAACCUCAUCCACCGGUCAAUUGCCACUAGGAUUUAACAUAGCCGCCGACAUUUCACCGUUCCGGAUGCACCACACUGGUCAUCUUGUAGAAAAUUCAAACGCGAACCAACAACAAUGGAUGCAUACAGAUCAUACCAUGGAAGAUGAUUUGAAGGUUCCCGAUACAGGUCCACUGGGAUUCAUGGAUGCUCACACAGAUCAAACGGAGUUUUCGGGGUUACAUGACAAGGCAACUAACGAUGAACUUGGCACAGAGGAUUGGGAUAAUGGUACAGAUCAAGCAUUGUUUGAUCUAACAGGAAGCGUGGAUCAAUCAUACUGGAGUCAAACACAGUGGGAUGAACAUGAUCAUGGACAUCAUCAACUUAAUUACCUUCCUUAACAUCGCCAACGCCAAGGUACCGAAUUGAAUCAUCUACAAGAACUUUUUACCCACCAAAAAAAAUAACAGAAAGAGAAAAUGGAGAUAUAACGACUUGGAUCUCCUAUGUACAUCUAUAUUUUCUUGAAAUUUCUCAUUUAUGAUCUCCAGAGAUGUUUUGGGUUUGAUGUUCUUAUUGUGAACCCGAAGCUAACUCUUUUUUUUUAUAAUUUUUUUUCUUUCUUUUGGGGUUGUGAAAUUUUAGUAUGAUGAUUAUGGGUUUGAACCAUUUUAAUUUAUAAUAUAGAGGAUCAUAGUGUUUAAUUUC
Molecule: messenger RNA, 1525 nt
Organism: Lactuca sativa (garden lettuce)
Lineage: Eukaryota; Viridiplantae; Streptophyta; Magnoliopsida; Asterales; Asteraceae
Gene: OBP4
Product: OBF binding protein 4
Biological process (GO): regulation of DNA-templated transcription
Molecular function (GO): DNA binding; DNA-binding transcription factor activity
Source: RefSeq, a predicted model, not a curated record